Molecule: messenger RNA, 509 nt
Organism: Neopelma chrysocephalum (saffron-crested tyrant-manakin)
Lineage: Eukaryota; Metazoa; Chordata; Aves; Passeriformes; Pipridae
Product: nitric oxide synthase, endothelial-like
Exons: 3
Coding region: 41-490 (149 amino acids)
Biological process (GO): nitric oxide biosynthetic process
Molecular function (GO): nitric-oxide synthase activity
Source: RefSeq, a predicted model, not a curated record
AGCCAGGGCCACUGUCCCCGCAGGUGUCUCCCUGGGCCCCAUGGUGCUGGUGUUUGGGUGCCGCUCGUCUGCCCUGGACCACAUCUACUGCGAGGAGAUGGAGCAGGCGCGGGAGCAGGGGGCCCUCAGCCAGGUGCUCACGGCCUUCUCCCGCCAGCCCGGGACCCCCAAGACCUACGUGCAGGACGUGCUGCGGGCGCAGCUGGCGGCCGAGGUGCACGAGGUGCUGUGCCAGCGCGGGGGCCACAUGUACGUGUGCGGGGACGUCACCAUGGCCACCGAGGUGCUGCAGACCGUGCAGCACAUCCUGGCCCAGGAGGGAGACAUGACGCUGGGGCAGGCGGGGGACGUCAUCAGCGAGCUGAGGGACAAGAACCGCUACCACGAGGACAUCUUCGGGCUGACGUUCCGCACGCAGGAGGUGGCCCUGCGCAUCCGCAGCCAGUCCUUCUCCCUGCAGGAGCGGCGCCCGCCGGGCCCGGCGCCCUGAGCGCGGGCACACGGGGCAC